CCCGCAGAGAACAACAACCCCUCUUUUUUCUCUCUCUCUUUGCGCUGCAAAGGAGGCAGCAGCGGCCUAACCAAACCAAACCAAUCCGACCAUACCAAAAACCUUAUUUCUCCAAUAACCACCAUGGAGGCCCAACCUCCAACGCCCUCCACCGCUCCGCCGCUGUCCUCGGUGGCUCCGCCGCCACCUCACCUCAACUACCCCGAUUCCGUCGAGUCCUCCCCACGCUCCAGGAACACCGACUCCUGGGACGAACCCUUCCCGCCGGCCUCCACCAAGCUCCGCCUCAUGUGCAGCUACGGUGGACACAUCGUCCCUCGCCCUCACGAUAAGUCCCUCUGCUACGUCGGCGGCGACACCCGCAUCAUCGUGGUGGAACGCAACACCUCACUCGCGGACCUUUCCACGCGCCUCUCGAAAACCUUCCUGAACGGAAGAACCUUCACCCUCAAGUACCAGCUCCCCAACGAAGACCUCGAUUCCCUCAUUUCCGUUACAACCGAUGAAGACUUGGAGAACAUGAUCGACGAGUACGAUCGAACUACUGCCGCUAAUUCCUCCGUCAAACCCUCGCGAAUUCGUCUCUUUCUCUUCCCUACUAAACCCGAUUCCACUCACUCUAUUCCCCCUCAGAUUCUCGAUACCUCCGCCAAAUCCGAUGAUUGGUUCCUCAACGCCCUAAACGGCGCCGGAUUGCUCAAUCGAGGGUUUUCCGAUUCUGCUUCUGUUAAUUGCCUUUUGGGUCUUGAUGACGAGGUCGCCGGGAACAACCUUGAACCCGGUUCGAGGGAUGUUGCUGAAGGUGGUGGUUCUUCGCAGCCUGGAUCUUUUGGGAAUGGGAAGAAUUUGAAGCAGGAUGUUCACUCCGUUCCCGAUUCGCCUAUGUUGGAGACUACGUCGUCGUUUGGGUCUACUUCUUCGUCGCCGUCGCUGGCCAAUUUGCCUCCGAUUAGGGUCCACGUGGAGGAUGGGGGUGGGGUUAGGGUGCAGGAUCAGAAGGUGUUGGGGAUUGAGGAACAGUUUGCUCAGAUGGGUGUGGGUGUGGGUGUUGGUGUUGGGCAGAAGCAGGAUGAGGGCUUCGUGGUGCUGUCUUCGCCGCCUCCGCCGCCAGUGCCUGCUACCCUCUCCGCCGCAGCAGUGGGUGUGCCGAUUGGCCCUACGGCGGUGGCUGGUGAGUACCAAAACCGGGUUGUUUCUGAUGAUGAGAGAUCCGAUCAUGGGGUUCCCGUGGGGUAUAGAAAACCACCAACUCCUCAGCCACAGGCACAGUUGCAGACACAGACUCAGACCCAAACGCACGCUCCUCAAUUUCAACAAAAGUCAACCGGUGGCGGCGUUGUUGAUUUGCCUUCUCCUGAUUCAGUUUCAAGUGAUAGUAGUCUCAAUGCAAUUUCGCGUCCAAAACCAGUCUAUCAAGACCAAGUUCAGAUUCAAUCUGGGACUACAAGGGUUCCUAGUAACCCUGUGGAUCCGAAGCUUAAUGUGUCUGAUCCGCAUGGUCGGAUCCAGAUGCAGCAACAUGUACAGGACCCUGGAUAUUUAUUGCAACAGCAAUUUGAUCAGCAACAGCAGCAGCUGCCGCCUCAGCAGCAGCAGCAGCAGUUUAUACACGGCACACAUUUCAUUCACCAUAACCCUGCAAUUCCUACAUACUAUCCUGUAUAUCCUUCCCAGCAGCAGCCCCAUCACCAACAUCCCCAGGUUUACUAUGUGCCUGCAAGACAGGCCCAAGCUUAUAAUUUGCCCGUGCCACAGGCUAAUAUGGGCGAAUCUAAUGCUGCCAUCCCUUCUAGCCGGCCCCAGACUCCACCGAAUCCUGCUACAUUGGUUCCACAGUCUGCUGCUUACAAUGCCAUUAGAAACGCUCCCCUACCUAAAACUGAAAUGCCAGCAGCUGGUUACAGAGGUGCCACUGCAGGCACCCCUCAAUUAGUUCAAGUUCCUACAAGUCAGCAUCAGCAACAAUAUGUCACUUACUCCCAGAUCCACCAUCCAUCUCAGUCCAUAGCCCCCAAUUCUGCUGCCCCUCCCAACUAUGCUUUUGAUUAUGCAGACCCUGCUCAUGCUCAAAUAUACUACUCUCAACCUCUGGCACCCACAAUGCCUUCACAGUACCAGACCAUGACAGCUGCUGCUGUGGUGAUGCCGGAAGUUUCUGCUCAGCAUCCCUCAGAGGGUGUGAAGCAGCAGAUGAGAACCUCACAGCCAUUAUAAACUAGUCCUCCUUUAAAAAGAAACAAUUUUGAAAAAAAUGGGUUUGGUUUCCCUUUUAAGUUUUAUAUGCAGUUCCUGUCGUCAUGUUUGGUAACAGUUUGUGGUAUGUAUUUGCGAUAGAAAAAUAAGAAACUGUGAUCAUCUUGUACUCUUUCUUGUAUGUCAUAAUUUAUAGGAAAGGAAAUUGGUCCAAGGUUAUACUGUAAAAGUUCGAGUCUGAAACAUUGUAUUGUGAAGUUCAAAUAUCAAUUCCUGAAAUGAUUGUCAUAUAAAUUAGCGGGCAUCGUUUCUUGCUCUGGUCUUGUGGUUCGUGGUUCAUGAUAAACCAAUCCUGUUGACAAGUGCAAUGGAUGUGACCAUUUGAAGUUUUGGACUAGCAGUUUGGGCAAGUGCAAGAGGAAUGAUCAUCUUGUGCUAGGAUAAAGUUGUCCUUGGAACACCUUAUAUGACCACUGCCUUGAAGGACCACAAUUUUUUAUUCCCCUUUAUCAUUUUCUGUGUGGGAAAAUCUUUUUUCUGCUGAUUGACUAGGUUUUGCUGCGCAUGACCAAACAAAAAUGUCCUUGCAAGUUUUAGUUUGAAUUUGAUUCUCUUUGAUGAAAGCUACACCGUGAAUUAUCAUUCAACGCAUAACCGAAAAGCACAAUUUCUUCCGAUUUUGCUUCUAGACAAUCAAGUGGAUCCUUUAUGAUGAUCAUUUCAAGCUGCAAGAGUAUGACUUUAUACAGAAAUUAGGUAGUCCUAUAAAAAUUGAUCACACGUGAAAAACACUGCGUUUGUAAUUGUCUUACCCCGGCACAAUGGCAUGCUUUUCAUGUAAUGCACGAAUACGUAACAGAAGGCAGAAGCAAUAAUUUUACAUUGUUAAGGCAACUAGAGGCUCUCAAUUCAAACGCUAUACUGUGCUUACGGGAGCAACUAUGACAAAGGCUGGCACUUAGCGGAAGCUAUACCAACUGAUAGACCAAGACACAAUGGUAUGUUAAUCGUGUUUAGUAAAAGUGUUUGAUUGAUAGGAAUUUUUAACGUAUAGUGAAUUUCAAGAUUAAAAUAAACCCUGCAUAACAGAGUGCACGUUGCAUAUGUUGGUUUCCCU
Abrus precatorius (Indian licorice) is the source of this 3310-nucleotide messenger RNA. RefSeq lists its product as uncharacterized. Bases 124 to 2214 code for a protein of 696 amino acids. The record is from RefSeq and is a predicted model, not a curated record. Lineage: Eukaryota; Viridiplantae; Streptophyta; Magnoliopsida; Fabales; Fabaceae. Gene Ontology annotation, molecular function: protein binding. The transcript has 2 exons.